UCACUUUCAAAAUGGCUCACGCCGUUUGCUUCCUGGUACAACGAAACUGCCGGGUACAAGAAGUAUGGCUUCAAAUAUGACGAUCUCUUGAUUGAGGAACGCGAGGACGUCCAACGUGCUCUUGGUCGCCUGACGCCUCGCGAACAAUACGACCGUGCUUUCCGUAUCAAACGGGCUUCUCACACUAGCGUUUUGCAUAGGCCACUUCCCAAGGAACAGUGGAUGUCAGCCGAGGAGGAUGUUCGCUACCUCGCUCCACACGUCGAGGAGGUUGUAAAAGAGGACACGGAGAGAGCCUACUGGGAUAACCUUACUGUCACCAGGAAAUAA
Desarmillaria tabescens is the source of this 330-nucleotide messenger RNA. RefSeq names its product cytochrome b-c1 complex subunit 7. Gene Ontology annotation, biological process: mitochondrial electron transport, ubiquinol to cytochrome c. The record is from RefSeq and is a predicted model, not a curated record. Lineage: Eukaryota; Fungi; Basidiomycota; Agaricomycetes; Agaricales; Physalacriaceae. The transcript is spliced from 4 exons. The annotation marks the transcript as partial.